CCGGAACUACUAAUCACAUUGCUGCUGAUGUGGUCUUCCGAUGUUAGCAAACCUGGUCGAGCGAUUCAGACAGAUUGUUUGGUGUAAAAAGUGUUUUGCUUUGUUAGAAUAAUGCCUUACUAUCAGACUUGGGAGGAAUUCGCCCGCGCAGCAGAAAAACUGUAUCUGACAGAUCCCAUGAAGGUCAGAGUGGUUCUCAAGUACAGACACUGCGACGGCAACCUGUGCAUUAAAGUUACCGACAAUGCCGUGUGUUUACAGUACAAGACGGACCAGGCCCAGGACGUGAAGAAGAUCGAGAAGCUCCACGGAAAACUGAUGAGACUCAUGGUGUCCAAGGAGACGCACAGUGGCGCCAUGGAGACGGACUAAAAUGCUCUAGAAGUGCUGACCUUCUAGAGCACCUGGACUGAGUUCAGUGUGGACGCAGUGGUUGUUGAGAGCACAGAACCACUGGGGGUGUGAAUCUGAGAGAUGUGCGAUGGGGAAGACUUAGAGGGGAUGUGGAGGGAUUGAUCAGGCUGCCUACACUGAGUUAAUACUUUCAGAGAUGUGAUAUAGAUACUGUAUAUAUUUUAUUCUCUCAGGAUUUUCUUUUAAGAUACUUUCCACAUCAGUAAAAUUUUCAUUACACUUCUUUUCAGCGUCAGGCAUUUUAAUCCCAUCCCUGAUUGUAUUAAUACAAAGUAAAGUCAGUGUAGGCAGCUGAGAGAUUCAAGGAAAUGUAAAGAUGGGAAAAUGAGAGCGGUUGGGGGAAUAUGGGGUGGGACAAAAUGUACAAGGAGUACAAAAUCCUCUGCUGCUGUGGAACCAGCUUUGGCACCUUCAUUUUCUUAGAGGAGCUUGCAUUUAUUUUCAGUUUUAAAGGGGACAAAAAGGACAGGCAAUGUCGCCUGUCUUGUCCAUUUACAUCUAUGUAGCUGUGUUGGAUUCGAUUUCAGCACAGCGAUCGGUUUCGUUUUGUUUUUCCUCAUGGACUUGUGCCACAUGAAUGAAGCAGGACCUUCUGAUUUCCAAACAAUGGUGUGGAGAGUCCCACAAUUUCUACGUAGAAACCCCCACACCUCCAAAUGCCAUUUCGUCUACUGAAAAUAAAUGCGUUACAUGUUCAAUAAAUGUUUAUUUACCCCA
Messenger RNA from Thunnus maccoyii (southern bluefin tuna), 1131 nucleotides. It is a transcript of the gene srp9, whose product is annotated as signal recognition particle 9. Bases 112 to 372 code for a protein of 86 amino acids. Lineage: Eukaryota; Metazoa; Chordata; Actinopteri; Scombriformes; Scombridae. The record is from RefSeq and is a predicted model, not a curated record. Gene Ontology annotation, cellular component: signal recognition particle, endoplasmic reticulum targeting. Gene Ontology annotation, molecular function: 7S RNA binding. The transcript has 3 exons. Gene Ontology annotation, biological process: SRP-dependent cotranslational protein targeting to membrane; negative regulation of translational elongation.